GGGGUUGUUGUCCGACACCUGCAGGAUCGGCGGCGCUGUGUCAACACAUAAAUACUUGAGGUCGGGACGGUCAAGGAUUGUCUCCAUCCAUUCCCUUCAAUCUCCCGUUUUCAGUAUCGGUAAAAAAAACAACAUUUAGCAAGAUGAGCGUCACAUUCCAGGUCUUUCGUGGGUCCGCCGAGGGCAAAAUCGUCGCCGAUAAAGUCACUCGCACCCUCGAACACAACGAAGUAUUCGUUGAAACGCUCGUGUCGGGCAUGUGCGGAACCGAUGUGCACUAUCUGAAGGCAGGACUGGUAUUGGGACAUGAAGGUGUCGGUAUCGUGAAAGCUGCCGGACCGAGCGUUACCACAGUGAAGGUCGGCGAUAGAGUUGGGUUCGGUUAUACUCACGCCAUUUGCGGCCAUUGCGACAAUUGCACUAAUGGCUGGGAUCAGUAUUGUCGGACCGUCAAGCUAUACGGUAGUAGCGACUUCGACAACGGUACCUUUAGCUCUGGAGCUGUUUGGGACGCCAAUAGUGUCUAUAUCAUCCCAGAGGGAUAUGAGUCGGUCUAUGCGGCACCUUUGGUUUGCGCAGGGGCUACCGUGUGGAGUGUUUUGACCAAAUUCGGUAUCCAAUCGACCGACCGUGUUGCUGUUCUGGGCAUUGGAGGUCUCGGGCAUCUGGCAAUCAAGCUUGCGUCUGCAUUGGGAUACCACGUUGUUGCUCUGUCGAGCUCCGAGGCCAAGAGACAAGAGGCGAAAGAAUACGGUGCCUCUGAGUAUCACGUCUUCCGAUCCGGCCAGGCUCCCAAGGAUAUGGAACCGAUCAAGCAUUUGAUCCUCACGGGAAGUGCAGAUAUUGAUUACUCGACAUUGAUACCCAUGAUGGAUACUCUGAGUUCCAUUUAUCCCCUCACGGUAACCAGCGAGCCAUCGAAUAUCACAACACUGAGCUUGGUCACAAAAGGGAUUCGGAUCCAGGGUUCCAUGGUCGGAUCUCGACCGGUCAUUCGGAGUCUUCUUGAUUUCGCUGCUAAGAAGGACAUCCGCCCGACUAUCGAGACAUUUCCGUUGACCGCUGAGGGGAUCGAAACUGCGAUGCAGAAACUGAGAGAUGGUAAAAUGAGAUAUAGAGGCGUGCUUGUCAAGGAGUAAUUGGCUGGUUAUGUGAGCGACGAGGAGGCUAUCUUCAGCGAGGCUGUAGCAAAGAUGAAGGGAUGCUGCAGAUAUACCAAAGUUUCUGGGGUCAUAUUAGCCGGUUAUCUGUCCUCUUAUGAGAAACAAACCAAUUUGUAAGAAGUAUCCAGAUACAACAGAUUGGUGUGAUGGUGCUGUAUAUCUCAGUCUUCGAUUUGUACGGCAAAGGCUUUCCAGCACAAGAAAGGCUCGUGUUUGUAGGUGAAGAAAAGAGUUCCAGAGGGGGGAGCGGAAGGUUAACAAAGAUAUGUGACACCCCCAGGGAGGACCUUGUCGUCCAUUAUCCCGCGCAAUAUGUGGAUGGUCACUCAAGUUUAUCUGCCUUCAUACAAAAACAAUUCAAUAUUGACGAUAUCAUUAGCAGAUUCACUAUAUGAAGAAUAUCAC
Messenger RNA from Aspergillus heteromorphus CBS 117.55, 1568 nucleotides. Its product is annotated as NAD(P)-dependent alcohol dehydrogenase. The record is from RefSeq and is a predicted model, not a curated record. The coding region runs from base 144 to 1139 and encodes 331 amino acids. Gene Ontology annotation, biological process: alcohol metabolic process. NCBI's taxonomy places the organism in Eukaryota, Fungi, Ascomycota, Eurotiomycetes, Eurotiales, Aspergillaceae. Gene Ontology annotation, molecular function: zinc ion binding; alcohol dehydrogenase (NADP+) activity. The transcript is spliced from 3 exons.